CUUUGUUUAUUACUCGAAUAGAUCUCUCUCUCUCUCUCUCUCUCUCUCUCUCUCUCUGAGUCAAAUUCUCACAUCACACAUUCUUUUUCAAUAUUCUCACUCCUCCCUCACAAGAAUUAAGGACCCCAUCUCUCUCUCUCUCCUCUGAGAAAAAUCCAUCGCAACAAGGUACGUCCUCUGCUCAAUCCUCAUCCAACAACGGACGCCAUCUAACGGUGAUUGAAGCUGUUUCUGAAGUGAGACAUCGACUGAUCUUCCUUUUGGAGUGAAACUGGAGCUGGCAUCUUGUAGCUUGAUUUUGAACUCUGCAUGUUGAAGUUGAAGUAGAAGGGUGAUUUUCUUGUUGGUUUCCAACAAUGUCUCGGGGGAGGGCUGACGGGAGCCAAAAGAAACGUUUGGUCACCUCAGUUCUUGUUUUGGUAAUCAUUUGUGGUCUCCUAUAUUUUUAUUCUAAGAAAAAUGGUUCCUCCGCUCUCGAGUAUGGCAGUAAGAUUAGAAAAUUUGGUUCUACUUACUUGGGUGUGGAUGAAGAUGUUGGCGAUUCACCUCCCAAACUUGGUGAAGAUGAAGAGGAUGGCGUUAUAUUGAAGAGCAUACCGGUCUGUGAUGAUAGACAUUCAGAACUGAUUCCUUGCUUAGACAGAAACCUUAUCUACGAAACAAGAUUGAAAUUGGAUCUGUCUGUGACGGAGCACUACGAGAGACACUGCCCAGUGCCUGAAAGGCGAUAUAACUGUUUGAUUCCACCUCCUCCCGGAUAUAAGAUCCCAAUCAAGUGGCCUAAAAGCCGAGAUGAGGUAUGGAAAGCAAAUAUACCUCAUACCCACCUUGCGACUGAGAAGUCUGACCAAAAGUGGAUGGUUGUCAAAGGUGAAAAGAUUGGAUUUCCUGGAGGAGGUACUCACUUCCAUUAUGGAGCUGACAAGUACAUCGCAUCAAUGGCUAAUAUGCUCAACUUUCCUGAGAACAUUUUAAAUAAUGGAGGAAGGCUCCGAACAGUCCUUGAUGUUGGUUGUGGUGUUGCUAGUUUUGGAGGAUACCUGCUGUCUUCUGAUAUUAUCUCAAUGUCCUUGGCACCUAAUGAUGUUCAUCAAAAUCAGAUCCAGUUUGCAUUGGAGAGAGGAAUUCCUGCAUAUCUUGGUGUUUUAGGGACCAAGAGACUCCCUUACCCUAGUAGAUCUUUCGAACUGGCUCAUUGUUCUCGCUGUAGGAUUGAUUGGCUUCAAAGGGAUGGGAUACUUCUCCUUGAGUUAGAUAGAGUACUUAGACCUGGAGGUUAUUUUGCCUACUCAUCUCCUGAAGCCUACGCACAGGAUGAAGAAGAUCUUAGAAUUUGGAAAGCUAUGAGUGCCCUUGUGGAACGGAUGUGCUGGAAAAUUGCUGCUAAAAAGAACCAAACUGUUAUUUGGGUCAAGCCGCUGACUAAUGAUUGUUACAUGGAAAGACCGCCUGGUACUCAACCACCCCUUUGCAGAUCAGAUGAUGAUCCAGAUGCUGUCUACAACGUGAAAAUGGAGGCUUGCAUCACACCAUACUCUGAGCAAAACCAUAGAGCAAGAGGAAGUGGUUUGGCUCCUUGGCCUGCUCGAUUGACUACGCUUCCACCCCGUCUUGGUGAUUUCGGCUAUUCCAGUGACAUAUUUGAAAAAGACAUGGAAGUUUGGCAACAAAGAGUUGAAAAUUACUGGAAUCUUUUGAGCCCAAAGAUUAAUUCCGACACAAUAAGGAAUGUGAUGGACAUGAAGGCAAACUUGGGUUCAUUUGCAGGGGCUUUGAAGAACAAAGAUGUUUGGGUUAUGAAUGUGGUGCCCGAAGACGGACCUAACACACUAAAAAUAAUAUACGACAGAGGACUGAUAGGCUCAGUACAUAAUUGGUGUGAAGCCUACUCGACCUACCCACGAACUUAUGAUCUACUUCAUGCUUGGACCCUCUUCUCCGAUAUUGAAAGGAAAGGAUGUAGCAGUGUUGAUUUGUUAAUUGAGAUGGAUCGCAUCCUGAGGCCCCAAGGUUUCAUCAUUGUGCGUGAUAACCGAAAGGUGGUGGAGUUCAUAAACAAAUAUAUGAAGGCGUUACACUGGGAAGCAGUGGCUACCGCUGAUGCAGAGGGAGGCACCGAGCAGGAUGAUGAUGUGCUGUUUGUUAUCCAGAAAAAGAUUUGGCAUACGAGCGAGAGCUUUAGAAAUGUAGAUUAGCGCAAUAUGAUCCCGGCAUUUCACAGGGCUGAAGAUACUACUGGUUUUAUUUAUAAUUUUGUUGCAUUUGCUCAGGUUACUUUUUUGUUUUCCUCAGCUUUUCCAAUUUUCUUUGUUCCUCUAAUUGAUACAGAAAGGUCACAAAAUAUGUUUACAUUCUAUUUAUAAUUCAUUGGGAAAUUGUAAGAUAAUCACUUUCUGCUAUUGAUUGGAGAAAAAUAGAGGCAUAGCCCAUCUGCCUAUGAGAGGAUUGAAUCUGUAAUCUUUAGCAAUAUAUAUGAUACUAACGGAAAAGUAUACGAGUGUUUUUCUCUA
Messenger RNA from Malus domestica (apple), 2510 nucleotides. Its product is annotated as probable methyltransferase PMT3. Gene Ontology annotation, cellular component: cytoplasm; endosome; trans-Golgi network. The record is from RefSeq and is a predicted model, not a curated record. Gene Ontology annotation, molecular function: methyltransferase activity. NCBI's taxonomy places the organism in Eukaryota, Viridiplantae, Streptophyta, Magnoliopsida, Rosales, Rosaceae.